This is a messenger RNA of Aricia agestis (brown argus), 759 nucleotides long. Its product is annotated as cell division protein ZipA-like. Bases 13 to 753 code for a protein of 246 amino acids. The record is from RefSeq and is a predicted model, not a curated record. NCBI's taxonomy places the organism in Eukaryota, Metazoa, Arthropoda, Insecta, Lepidoptera, Lycaenidae. The transcript is spliced from 3 exons.
CGUACCGACAUAAUGAAGGUGUUUGUGGUGUCAAUUUUGUUCGCGGUGUUGAGUGGUGCCACUUGCAGCGUAGUGGCGUGGCCGGGUGCGGUCUCACUGUCAGCGCGGGGAUUCCCACUAUCAGCGGGUGCGGUCCCACUGUCAGCGCGGGCGUUCCCUCUGUCGGCGGGUGCGGUCCCAGUGUCAGCGUCCUACGUACAGAAUGUGGUGACACCACAAGUUAAAGCAUUCGGCUACUCCACCAGUCAGUACAUCAGCUCGGCACCAUCAUCACUCUCAUUCGGAUACCAACCCCAGAUCAGCUACCAGAGCUACCAGAUCCCAGUGAGCCACUACUACCCCCAGCAGAUCCAAACCUACAGGCCGAUCGUCGCGCCGGCUUACUACCCGACCACGUCUCUCUUUUACCCGACUCUAUCUCCUGCUCCCGUCGCCCCCGUCUCUCCCGUCCAACGACCGCAGACAGAAGCUCCGGUUCGAGGGGACGAGGAUACCGCUAUAGUGGACUCAGCUGAGUUCCCUCAACAGCAAACGUUUGCGCCCCAGCCUCAGGCCCCGGGCAACGACUACUUGCCUCCUACGAGUGCUCCAGCUCAAGAGCCGUCCGACCCCAACCCCGCUGACCAACAGAUGCCAUCCUACCCCAACCCCGCUGACCAGCAGAUGCCGUCUGACCAGCAGAACUUCCCGGCCGCCGACAACAACGACCAAGGCCUGAAUGACGAAGACACCAUCUCUGUUGAAUCCGCCUAAAUCUAU